Molecule: messenger RNA, 2353 nt
Organism: Artibeus jamaicensis (Jamaican fruit-eating bat)
Lineage: Eukaryota; Metazoa; Chordata; Mammalia; Chiroptera; Phyllostomidae
Gene: RAC1
Product: Rac family small GTPase 1
Exons: 6
Coding region: 260-838 (192 amino acids)
Biological process (GO): regulation of actin cytoskeleton organization; small GTPase-mediated signal transduction; establishment or maintenance of cell polarity
Cellular component (GO): dendritic spine; cell cortex; cytoskeleton
Molecular function (GO): GTPase activity; GTP binding; protein kinase binding
Source: RefSeq, a predicted model, not a curated record
GGCACCGGGGAGGGACGGCCGGAUGUGAGUGGAGCGGCCAUUUCCUGUUUCUCUGCCGAUUUCCCCAGCUUUGGGUGGUGGCCGCUGCUGGGCUUCGGCUUCCCGUAGGUGGAAGGCGAGGCGGCGUGGACUGCGGCCCCGGCACCCUGCGUCCUGCCGCCCGCAGCCGCGUGCCCGCCUGCCUAUUGCGCCCCGAGCCCGCCGCUUCUCGCCUGUGUGCCCGGUCGCCGCCUCCGCUGCGGCCCAGCAAGCGGCCCAGAUGCAGGCCAUCAAGUGUGUGGUGGUGGGAGACGGAGCCGUAGGUAAAACCUGCCUGCUGAUCAGCUACACAACCAAUGCAUUUCCUGGAGAGUAUAUCCCCACUGUCUUUGACAACUACUCUGCCAAUGUUAUGGUAGAUGGAAAACCGGUGAAUCUUGGAUUAUGGGAUACUGCCGGACAAGAAGACUAUGACAGAUUACGUCCCUUGUCUUAUCCGCAGACAGACGUGUUCUUAAUCUGCUUUUCUCUCGUGAGUCCUGCGUCAUUUGAGAACGUCCGUGCAAAGUGGUAUCCUGAAGUGCGACACCACUGUCCCAACACUCCCAUCAUCCUGGUGGGGACAAAGCUUGAUCUCAGGGAUGACAAAGACACGAUUGAGAAACUGAAGGAGAAGAAGCUGACGCCCAUCACCUACCCGCAGGGCUUAGCCAUGGCUAAGGAGAUCGGUGCUGUCAAAUACCUGGAGUGCUCGGCUCUCACCCAGCGAGGCCUCAAGACAGUGUUCGACGAAGCCAUUCGAGCCGUUCUCUGCCCACCUCCCGUCAAGAAGAGGAAGAGGAAGUGCCUGCUGUUGUAGACGUCGGCCGGCCCCCGCCGCCCGCCCGGGAGCCUUCGUACGCUUUGCUCAAGAACGACGGAGCCUUCGCACUCAAUGCCAAGUUUUUGUUACAGAUUAGUUUUUCCAUAAAACCAUUUUGAACCAAUCAGUAAUUUUUAGGUUUUAUUUAAACAAAUAAGUGUAAGAGUUAAAACUUUCAUAUUCUAUUAAAACGUAGCCCUAAAAUGAUAAGCUUUCUUAAAGCCUUAUUUUUCAAAAGUCCCUAUUCUUGCUCAGAUUAAGAGUUGCCAAAAUACCUUGUGAACUAAGUUGCAUUGUUGUGCUAAGAACACUAAGCACUAAACCGUUUAAAGACCUUUGUCUUCAAGAAGACUGCAGCUUCUGCAGGUGGGGAAGGCAGGCACUUUCUAACGAGUUUCGCACUGGAGAGGUUCUGCUUCUCUUACGAAAUGUUGCCAUUUUAAUGCAUCGGUAAUUUAUCAGCCCAUGUUCGUUACCUAACGUUGUACUGUACAUCAUAAUGGAAUGAGUGUAACAGCUCAACCCUUUGGAUCAAUCUUUUUGAUUUCAGCGUGAGAGUUUUUAAAAUGUUAGUGUAUCAGCUUUGGCUGAGAUCUGAAGCAAACUCUCACUCACGUGUCCCCUCCGAAGUGCUCUGCUCUAGACGUGGGCGCGCAGGGGUGGGUGCGAGGAGCGCUCGGUGUGGUUGAGGGUGAAGACAGCAGUAUUUUGACAAAAUAUGAAGUGGAAAUUAAUUUACACUACAUUGUACACGUACUAAUUAAACUGAGUAACAGUGUCACGGGUAAAAUUUUAAAUAGGUUAAUUUCCGUCAAAUGUAGUAGAUGAUGAAGAACGUUGGUAUUAAUCAGUAAGUGUCUUCUUAGGCUUUUCCUUUUUCUUAAACCUGCCGCCCCUCCCGGAAUUGGGCAUUUAAUUCGUCUUUGAACUGGUCAUUCCUACGGUUACUAACUGAGAAAGUGCUUUUCUUAGAGAAUCCCUUCUCAGCAGGCAGUAUGCCUCCUUGUACAAAAUCUUGAUACGUUUUUUUUUUUUUUUUUUAGAUUAGUAAAAGUGCAUUCCUCUUUUCAUGUUUCUUUAUUCAAAGCUAAUAAGUGCUUUCCUUAAUUAGUUUUCUAGUAACUAGAUGUAAAAAUCACGUGUUGCAUCUUUACAGUUUUUAAGAUAUUUUAGAUAUUCUUACUACGGACCUUCGUAACAUCACUGUCUUGCCAGAUCCCCACCGCCGCACCUUGACCGAUGCCGGCCGCCUCCCCCCGUGGACGCGCUUCCCCUUGCUCUGCCUAACCACGCCCCUUGGGGUGUGAGGUUCUGCAAGUCCCGUGCUCGUGCUAACCAGGUUCUGUGCAGCUUCCCCACUGGUGAGAACACGAGGCGGGGCCUUUCAACCACUAGAACAACAUUUUUUAAAUCGACAGUUGCAGAAUUGUGGAGUGUUUUUACAUUGAUCUUUUUGCUAAUGCAAUUAGCAGUAUGUUUUGCAUGUAUGACUUAAUAAAUCCUUAAAUCAUA